Messenger RNA from Helianthus annuus (common sunflower), 1159 nucleotides. RefSeq lists its product as uncharacterized. The transcript is spliced from 2 exons. Bases 404 to 961 code for a protein of 185 amino acids. The record is from RefSeq and is a predicted model, not a curated record. NCBI's taxonomy places the organism in Eukaryota, Viridiplantae, Streptophyta, Magnoliopsida, Asterales, Asteraceae.
UCGUCGAGCGAUCCUCGAUCGUCGAGCAGUUUGGACGGCCCUACCAACAUGUCUAAUAAGCAUAAUUUUAUAAGUUACUUUCAUUUAUCAAUCCGAUUAUAUUUUGAAAAUAUAAAGACUUAGUAUUUCUUCCCUUUGUGCAGCACCAGUCAUAAACCUAGAAGGCUUUGACCUUGAUGAAUUGGAUAGCUACUCCGGCGCUGUCCAAGUCAAACAGGAGGCCAACCCCAAACCAGCAGUCACGUCAAAAGUCACCAGUUCCAAAGCUGUUGUUGUCCCCAAGCCUUCUACCGCUUCAAAGCCUCGUGGCUCUAGCUCUCGUAAAAGGAAGGAGCCAGAUUCCUCUUCUGCAUCGGAUGUCUUCCCUUUUGAGAAUCAUGGAUUCUCGGAGUCCGGCAAGUUCAUGACUGGCUUCCUCAAUCAGGGCCUCGAGCGGCUUGUGCUCCUCUACGAAGAUUCAUGCGGGCUGAACAAGAUGUUAGAGGCUAAGCUGAAGAAGGCUGAAACCACCAUCAUGGACCAAGCAGCAAUUGCCACUGCCAAGUCUGAGCAUUAUGAAGCCAAGUACAAAGCAAUGACCCAAGAGCACCAAUCUGCCAUCAAGAAGAUCACCCACGAGGCUCAAGCCAAGUCUGAUGCUGCCCAGGUUCAACACGAGCAUGAUAUGGCUUCAUAUCGGGAAGGCCUCAAGAAUUCUGUCGUCAUCUCCCUCCUCCAGGCUAGAUUGAAAAUGUCCUAUGAGGCUAAGGCCCUGGGCUUCGAAUGCCCCUCAUGGAAUGUUGAGGCUUGGGAGGUGAAGUUGAGGGAUCUUGGUGGCAAUCUCGUGGAGCAUCAUGUGAAGCUUGUCGUUGAGGAGCCUGCUAAGGUGGCUGAUGCUGAUGCUACAAAGGAUGCUGACGGUGAUGCUGGGAAGGAUGCUGGUGCUGAUGAAGCCAUGGUCGAAGAGGAUGCUGCCCCUUGAAAGCAGCGCAAUGGGCAAUGAUGGAUGUUGACGCCGAGGCCGGAGGCCAUUUUUUAAAUUUGGUGGUUUGUCGAACAAUUUCAAUUUCCUGUCUGUCAAACAUUUUACUUUCCUGCAUGUAGACAGUAUGAUGGCCAAAGGUGGAGUGAUCCUGAGUUUCAGGACGAAGCCCUUGGUCAUCAGUUAGUAUGCUUUAUU